Molecule: messenger RNA, 1652 nt
Organism: Betta splendens (Siamese fighting fish)
Lineage: Eukaryota; Metazoa; Chordata; Actinopteri; Anabantiformes; Osphronemidae
Gene: vapal
Product: VAMP (vesicle-associated membrane protein)-associated protein A, like
Exons: 6
Coding region: 147-869 (240 amino acids)
Biological process (GO): neuron projection development
Cellular component (GO): endoplasmic reticulum membrane; plasma membrane
Molecular function (GO): FFAT motif binding
Source: RefSeq, a predicted model, not a curated record
CGCGCAUCCGCGCGUUCAAGUAUUUGUACCGACAUGCUCAAUUGCAGAGCUCAGUCAGCAUUAGGCUCAGUAGUAGCAGGGGAUCCAGGACUUCCACUUCUCACUCACUCCCCGACACUGAAAUCAAGUGCAUCCCCUCAGCUAAAAUGUCCAAGUUGGAUCAGGUCCUUAUCCUUGACCCUCCCGCAGACCUCAAAUUCAAAGGUCCUUUCACAGAUGUAGUCACCACCAACCUCAAACUGAAAAACCCUUCUGACAGAAGAGUGUGUUUUAAAGUGAAGACGACGGCACCUCGCAGGUACUGUGUCCGGCCGAACAGUGGCGUUAUUGAUGCCGGUGCAACUGUCAACAUUUCUGUCAUGCUGCAGCCUUUUGACUACGACCCAAACGAGAAAAGUAAACACAAAUUCAUGGUUCAGUCCAUUUUUGCCCCACUAAAUGUUACUGACAUGGAUGCUUUGUGGAAAGAUGCAAAACCCGAUGAUCUCAUGGAUUCCAAGUUGAGAUGUGUCUUCGAGCUGCCUUCUGAAAACGAUAAAGUGAAUGACGUGGAGGUGGCCAAAACACCUCCACUGACUUACUCUGCAAAGGUUGACCCAACAACAGCCACGGUGCCUGUCCAUGCCUCAGUGGACGAUUCAGAGCUGAAGAAACUGCAGGAGAAGUGCAAGAGGAUGCAAGUUGAGCUGAACAAGCUGGCGGACGAGAACCGAAAAUUACAGGCGGAUGUUAUGAGAAAGGCAGACUACAUGACAUCAAACUCAAAUAGCCUCCUUGGCCGAGAAGCCACCACUGCCUCCUUGCCAUCCCUCCUCGUCGUCAUAGCAGCCAUCUUCAUUGGAUUCUUCCUAGGGAAGUUCAUCUUGUAGACUGGGAGACGCAUGCCAACCGUAUCCCCCGCCCUGGCUCUGGAAUCAAAGCCUGGAAGAACCAAGACGUCUUUCUGUUGACUUUGCCAUAUCAUUGGUAGUGUGGCCUACAGUGAACACAUCUGUACAGCAUCAUUUGAAGGCUUCGCCUUUUUACAAUGUUACACGGUUAGUAUACACAGAGUUGAGAAGAGGGAGGCAACAAUGUUACACGGUUAGUAUACACAGAGUUGAGAAGAGGGAGGCAACAAAGUGGUGUGCUCCCUUUUUGUUUUUUGUUGUGGUGGCUGUAUUAUACAGGUGAUUUGGUAGGACAAUGAAAGAUGUAUACAGUCAACAUGAAAUCUGCACCUAGAAAGACCAGCGGGCAAGAGGCCGUCAAAAGGUUAGAUCUUUCUCUGUUUUUAAUAGGAUUUGAAUGAAUUGUUAGGUGUGUUGUAAAUGUUUUAAAUUCUUUUAAACAAAAAAGGAAAGAACUUCCAUCAAAAAGACCUUGCUACCUGUUGCUGGAUUGCCUCUGAAGUAAAUUUGUUCAGUUCGUAAUUUCUACUUCUUGUCUUGGAAUGUUCAGGUCCAGCUGGGGAUAUAGGUGCCUCCUUGUACAUUUUCACUUUCCUCAUGACGCCAAUGCAGACUUUUUAUUAUUGUUAUUAUUAUUAUUAUUAUUAUUAUUAUUAUACAAAGCAUAUGUUCUUUCUCAGUCAAAUAUUGACCAAAUAAGGUCUCCAUUCUUAAAAUCUGUCCCAUAGUAUUGAAGAAAUAAAAAUGAAAAUGUGGUUUUAA